This is a messenger RNA of Acanthopagrus latus (yellowfin seabream), 4944 nucleotides long. Its product is annotated as ubiquitin-protein ligase E3A. The record is from RefSeq and is a predicted model, not a curated record. The transcript is spliced from 11 exons. Gene Ontology annotation, biological process: protein polyubiquitination; ubiquitin-dependent protein catabolic process. Bases 214 to 2907 code for a protein of 897 amino acids. NCBI's taxonomy places the organism in Eukaryota, Metazoa, Chordata, Actinopteri, Spariformes, Sparidae. Gene Ontology annotation, molecular function: ubiquitin protein ligase activity.
GGACGUGGGUUGAUGUUGAAGUCAAGAUGGCUGUGAACGUCAGGCAGAGGAAAGAGCCUGCAGUAGGAAGGCCGUGAAUGAAGUUUUGAAUAGAAAACCCUUCGUCGCUGCUCGUUGACGCCUAAACCGUCGUGCUGUUGAACCUGUCUGUGGAGGACUUGACACAUUCACAAACAGCAACAGGAUAACAAACAACUGAGGAUAAAGUCUCGUAUGAAUUCCGACGAGAAGGAGGACUGUGAGUGUGCGCCACCACAGGCCGAGACUAGCCCCGCAGGAGGACCAUAUAGAGAUUACGAGGAGCCUGAAAUAGAGAACCCAGAAGCAAGCCGAAUGAAGCGAGCAGCUGCCAAACAUCUAAUAGAGCGCUAUUACCACCAGUUAACGGAGGGCUGUGGGAAUGAGUCGUGCUCCAACUCAUGGUGUGCCUCGUCAGUUGGCUUCAACCGCAUGGAUAACAACGCAGCAGCGGUCAAAGCCUUGGAGCUCUACAAGGUUAAUGCGAAGCUAUGUGACCCCCACCCCUCGAAGAAAGGCACCGCCUCCGCCUACCUGGAGAGCAGUGCUCACAGCAACUCAGCCUGCAGCAACAGGAAGAUGAACCAUAAAGAUGUCCACUCUGUACGGGACAAUUUCAAAGACGUAAAUUACCUGACGGAGGAGAAAGUCUAUGAGAUCUUGGACAUCUGUGGAGAGAAAGAAGAUUACUCACCUCUGAUCAGGGUAAUAGGUCGGGUGUUCUCCAGUGCUGAGGGCCUGGUGCAGAGUUUCCGGAGGUCCAAACCACACACCAAGGAGGAGCUCAAGUCCCUUCAAGGUAAGGACGAGGACAAGGAUGAGGAUGAGAAGGAGGCAGCUGCCUGCUCUGCUACAGCUAUGGAGGAGGAUUCCCCUGCCUCCUCCUCUUCAUCAUCAAGGCUCGGCGAGGGCUCCUCAGGGGAAAAUGAUGUCCAAAAGCUGGCCCCUGAUGAGGUGUCGGUGGACAUAGAAGCAGUGCGGCGGGUCUAUGAGCGCCUGCUGUCCAAUGAAAAGAUAGAAGCCGCCUUCCUGAAUGCACUGGUCUACCUCUCACCCAACGUAGAGUGCGACCUAACGUACCACAAUGUGUAUUCACGAGACCAGAACUACCUGAACCUGUUUGUAAUAGUGAUGGAAAACAGUAACCUCCACAGCCCAGAGUACCUGGAGAUAGCACUCCCACAGUUCUGCAAGGCCAUGAGCAAACUCCCACUGGCAGCUCAGGCCAAGCUCGCACGCCUGUGGUCCCAUUACAGUGCCGAGCAGAUCCGGCGCAUGGUGGAGACCUUCCAGCAGCUCAUUACGUACAAGGUGAUCAGCAACGAGUUCAACAGCCGCAACCUGGUCAACGAUGAUGAUGCAGUGGUGGCGUCCACCAAGUGCUUGAAGAUCGUCUACUAUGCAAACGUGCUGGGUGGCGACCUCGACAUGGAGCACAACGAGGAAGAGGAUGAGGAGCCCAUCCCAGAGUCCAGCGAGCUCACCCUGCAGGAGCUUCUGGGCGAGGAACGGCGGAACAAGAAGGGCCCUCGGGUGGACCCUCUGGAGACGGAGCUGGGGAUCCGAACUAACGAUUGUAGGCGGCCACUCAUUCCCUUUGAGGAGUUUGUCAAUGAGCCUCUGAACGAGGUGCUGGAAAUGGACAAGGACUACACAUUCUUUAAGGUUGAAACUGAAAACAAGUUCUCCUUUAUGACCUGCCCCUUCAUCCUGAAUGCUGUCACCAAGAACCUGGGUCUUUACUACGACAACCGCAUCCGCAUGUACAGUGAGAGGCGUAUUACUGUGCUCUACAGCUUGGUGCAGGGUCAGCAGCUCAACCCCUACCUGAGACUCAAAGUGCGCCGAGACCACAUCAUUGAUGAUGCUCUGGUCAGGCUGGAAAUGAUUGCGAUGGAGAAUCCUGCAGACUUGAAGAAGCAGCUGUAUGUGGAGUUUGAAGGAGAGCAAGGUGUUGAUGAAGGAGGUGUUUCCAAAGAGUUCUUUCAGCUGGUGGUGGAGGAGAUCUUCAACCCAGAUAUUGGCAUGUUCACAUAUGACGAGCGCACCAAACUGUUUUGGUUCAACCCAUCAUCCUUUGAAAAUGAGGGACAGUACACUCUGAUUGGCAUUGUUCUUGGUCUGGCCAUCUAUAACAACUGUAUCCUGGAUGUCCACUUUCCUAUGGUGGUGUACAGGAAGCUGAUGGGCAAGAAAGGAACUUUCAGGGACUUGGCUGAUGCCAACCCGGUUCUGUACCAGAGCCUGACGGAGCUGCUAGACUAUGAGGGCAGCGUCGAAGACGACAUGAUGAUCACUUUCCAGAUUUCCCAGACAGACCUGUUUGGGAACCCACUCAUGUACGAUUUAAGGGAAAAUGGGGACAAGAUUCCAGUCACAAAUGAAAACCGAAAGGAGUUUGUGGCCCAGUAUGCAGAGUACAUGCUGAACAAAAGUGUGGAGAAGCAGUUCAAAGCGUUCAGGAGAGGCUUCCACAUGGUCACCAACGAGUCACCGCUCAAAUAUCUCUUCAGACCAGAGGAAAUUGAGCUCCUGAUCUGUGGAAGCAGAAACCUGGACUUCCUAGCACUUGAAGAGACAACAGAGUAUGAUGGGGGUUACAACAGAGAUUCUCGAAUCAUCAAGGAGUUUUGGGAGACGUUGCACUCGUUUGGUGAGGAGCAGAAGCGUCUCUUUCUGCAGUUCACCACUGGCACUGACAGAGCACCUGUGGGUGGGCUGGGCAAGCUGAAGAUGAUUAUUGCCAAGAAUGGCCCUGACACAGACAGGUUACCGACGUCUCACACUUGCUUUAAUGUGCUGCUGCUGCCUGAAUACAGCAGCAAGGAGAAGCUGAGGGAGAGACUGCUGAAAGCCAUUACCUAUGCCAAAGGGUUUGGCAUGCUCUGAGCCCCUGCUACAAACACACAGCAAACGGACUCCUUCUCAGAAAGCCCAUCAAGCCCUGCCCCGCCCUUUAUCAGACACAAUCUAAAAGGUGACAAAAGACAGACCAGAGUAUGUUUGGAGGAAAUGCAAGUCAAUACUGAAAGAAAAGAAAUGGUUCCAAUAGAGCAUUGUAGUAGUUCUUUUUACUGUGCCUGCAUCAUCCCACAUCAGUCAGUGUAAGCACAGAGACCUCCUGAUCAAAAUAACCACCUCCACAUCCACAUGAUGUGAAUGUGCUGCAGCCUCCCCAUCUUUUUUUUUUUUUUUUUCUAUGUACAGAGAGGAUCAUUUUCCUUAUUAUUUAUUUUAAGGUUAAAAUGGGUUAUUUUUCAUGCCUGCCUGUUGUGAUAGAUUCCCUACUUGGGGAAACGGGAGGGUAAAUAUGAUAUGUAAAUGGGAAUUUGGGAAGACGCAUUAACAUGUCAAUAUAAACCCCAUUUAUUGAACAAAAAUGAGCAGCACUGAACUUCUGUUCACAGACCAUUGACAGAGGAAAUCUAAUCUUAGAGUAGUCUUUACUCCAAAAUAUUACGUUCCCCACAAAGAGCGCUCACUGACCAUUCCACUCACUGUCAGCGGCUAUUGUUUCUACCAAGUCCAUUUUUGAUCAAGGUAAGCAUCUGGAAAGUUACCGCCAUUUGGUCAAAAAAUGGCACGUUAUGAAGUAGCUGUUUUUUCAUUUUUGUUUUUGGGCCUUUUUUUUCCUUUAUGGGGAGGGUGGGGGUGACACCGCAGGUUAGAUUAAAAUCUUGUCAGAGCUGUGUAAGUGCACUUAGACAUUCUCAGAAUGUUUGUUUUUUGGCCACAGGUCGCCAUGAUUGUUUGAAGCAUUUUAUUUCCAUGUCUUCCUGUGUUAACAAUUCUAAAAUAAAAACAGUAUUUAUAUAUCAGUGCGGUUGGAACUACAAUACCGUGUUGUGCACGUUUUGGAGGAUGUACGCAUGUAGACCAGUCACUGGUGAUGUUCUCCAAUGCGGACAUAGAGCUCUUCUUGUGCCAACCUAUACAGGCAGUUGAUAGGUGAAACCCCAGUAAGCACUUUGUGUUGUUGUAUCUGGCUUAGUCUUGUAUCAAUAGACAGCUCCCACUGCAGAGUCUCUGUUCAAUAUAAUCCGAGUUGAUAUGGAACCUCCACAUGUAGUCAAGAUGGCAGCGUGUACUGAUGAAGGAGACCUUUUCAUUGUCACUGUAAAUCUUUAGUCCAUUGGAACGAAGUCUCUGGCUGUGGUUACGCCUGUCUUUUUAAUACAACAUGUAUCGUCUGACCCCACGCCAUGACCUGACAUGUCUAAGUGUUUGAAUAAACAGUGCCACGCCAGAUCUCCUCGUGGGUGGGCUGGCUGUGAUCGGACACUGGGCAAGGAAGGACAAAAGUCUUCCUGCACAAUCUGAACAAGCUGAUUGUUUUUGUCAAAGCUGCAGCCCAGGGUCGAUUAGACCUGAAGCCUCAGAUGCUUAAAAAAAAACAAAAAAAAAAAACCUGAUAUGUUCCUAACAAUCCCUUCUUAUGCCAUUAGACCCACAAUGGAAAACAGUAGGCUUUUAUUUGGUCUGAUCGGUCUGAUUGUUGUUAACAAACAUUGAAGAGAACAGUGACAUUUUGAGAGAUGUGUGUGUUAUCUAUCAUAUCUUCCGUCAAAUGAGAGGAUGAAGUUAAAUUUCAGCGCGAUCGCAUCCAGAGUGUCUCCCAAAGACUGGAAGCAGGCAGAAACAAUCAUCUUUGCUCUGUGCAACAGAUAGUCCACCUUUCAAAAACUCGGUAGCUGUCAUUAUAUCUUAUAGGUUAGAGCAUGUUGAAAGGUGAUGCUGACCCCGUCCCACUGUUUCCAGUCUCCGUUCUAAGAAAAGCUCAACAUGUCUUGAACCUGUGCACCCCUAACAUGGAUAUUAAUCAUCUUCUCUGACUCUGGAGACAGUACUGUGAGGACACGCCACUGUGAUCAGAUUUAUAUUUGGAUCUGUCACACUCAUUGAGAAUAAAAACAGGUGUAACCACUU